Messenger RNA from Triplophysa rosa, 955 nucleotides. Its product is annotated as tyrosine-protein kinase receptor Tie-2-like. Gene Ontology annotation, cellular component: plasma membrane. The transcript is spliced from 5 exons. The coding region runs from base 132 to 836 and encodes 234 amino acids. NCBI's taxonomy places the organism in Eukaryota, Metazoa, Chordata, Actinopteri, Cypriniformes, Nemacheilidae. The record is from RefSeq and is a predicted model, not a curated record. Gene Ontology annotation, biological process: cell surface receptor protein tyrosine kinase signaling pathway; protein phosphorylation. Gene Ontology annotation, molecular function: transmembrane receptor protein tyrosine kinase activity; ATP binding.
GGAACUUGAACUCCCUUUGCCUGGACGAGAGGGGUGGAGACGCAGCUAGGAAUGAAAGGGAGAGAGGUUAGGGAGAGAGAAUGCAUUUGUCUCUGAAUCGAGGGAUGUGUAUGGACGGCCUGAUUUGGUGAAUGUGGAUGAACCCAACAACUGUGCCUCGCGCCCGACUUCAGCGGUGUGGCGUAAAGACUAUGAGUCACCUGUUCUUCUCUGCACUUCUGCAUCUGAUUGGCUGCUUGCUUACAGCCGGUGCUCUAGACAUCUCAGAUGUGACUCUCAUAAAUCCAGACCCGGUUGUGUCCUCAGCCAUCUCGCCGUCACUUUUGUGUGUGAGCAGCGACUGGACCACUUCUGGGACCAGCUCCUUGAGUUUGGGCCACGAACCUCUUGAUCACGAAGUUCAUAACCUGAGAGCAGAGCCGGACAGAAGCCGCCACGCUGCUGCUAAAGUCACAUGGAUGUCACGUAAUCACACCUUUGGAGUUUUUUACUGCCACGUCAAAAACUCUAAUGGAAGUAAAAUCUACACUUACAAGAUGCUCAGUGAAGCUUCUUUCCUCCCAGAAUCUCUGACAGUGACCGUGAAUGAAGGUGAAGAUGUAAACAUUUCUUACACAAGAAAGACAGAUUUACCUGAGGACACCGUCAUCUUUAAAAACGGCAUUUAUGAGCAUUCAUCAGUCAAAGAGGACAAUGCGGACAUGGUUCAUUACUCUAUAACCAACGCACAAGCAGAAAAGCAUGCAGGAAUUUAUUCCAUUCAUUACAUUUCUGGCACUCCAUUUAGUUCAGCGAUAACUCGACUGAUCGUCAGGAGUAAGAUUUUCUUGUUGUAAGGCUGGUUUAUGGGGAGUGAAUUGUACAAAGACGUGUCCGCUCUGUUUUAAUGGAGGCAUCUGUCAUGAUGGGACAGGAGAAUGUCUCUGCCCACCGGGAUUCAAAGGAGCCACCUGUG